GUCAUCUUGCUCGACAAGAAGCCUACCUCCGUCGCUACUACCCCGUCCUGCAUCCUCCGUCUCUCCCCCCGUCGCCGACGCCUCCGCUCCGACCUCCUCCGCAGCCUCCUUCUCAGCUCCGGCCAUGUCGAUCUUUGAGUACAACGGGUCCGCCGUGGUGGCGAUGGUGGGGAAGAACUGCUUCGCGAUCGCCAGCGACCGGCGGCUGGGCGUGCAGCUGCAGACCAUCGCGACCGACUUCCAGAGGGUCUUCAAGAUCCACGACAAGCUCUACAUCGGCCUCUCAGGACUCGGCACUGACGCCCAGACGCUGUACCAGCGGUUGGUGUUCAGGCACAAGCUGUAUCAGCUACGGGAGGAGAGGGAUAUGAAGCCAGAGACCUUCGCCAGCCUCGUAUCCGCGCUCCUCUACGAGAAGAGAUUUGGACCUUACUUCUGCCAGCCAGUUAUUGCUGGACUUGGAGAUGACCACGAGCCAUUUAUUUGUACCAUGGACUGCCUUGGUGCAAAGGAACUGGCCAAGGACUUUGUUGUUUCUGGGACGGCAUCUGAAUCCCUAUAUGGUGCUUGUGAAUCCAUGUACAAGCCAAACAUGGAACCUGAAGAACUCUUCGAGACUAUAUCCCAAGCUCUUUUGUCAUCAGUAGAUCGUGACUGCCUCAGUGGAUGGGGAGGUUAUGUCCUCCUUGUAACACCGACUGAAGUAAAAGAGCAUGUGCUCAAGGGCAGGAUGGACUAAAUUAUGGACGGUAAUUCUUCAGCUGUGUCCCGAUGCUUUGAUGCAUGCUGUUUCUGGUCUGGUCUGCAAGCAACACAUAAUCCAUGUCUUCGGAUUCUGAAGUAACUUUGUAUCACCACAGUUGUUGCUGUAUUACUUGUAGAAGGAACAUUUGCGAAAUUCGUUUUCUUCACCUCACUAAACUUUUUCGCCGAGGCGUUUUGAGUGUGCCGUGCAUAGCGUGUUUCACCUUAAUGGUGAAAUACUGACUGAUAUGGAUGAUGGAUGUAGGAGAAUAUACUCUUGGCCAACAUAUGCUCAAGGCCUUUGAGAUGUUAAUCGAACUAAGCGCGGCGGUGCGGCGCAGGUCACCAGACA
Messenger RNA from Phragmites australis (common reed), 1096 nucleotides. Its product is annotated as proteasome subunit beta type-3-like. The record is from RefSeq and is a predicted model, not a curated record. The coding region runs from base 125 to 739 and encodes 204 amino acids. The transcript has 7 exons. Gene Ontology annotation, cellular component: proteasome core complex; proteasome core complex, beta-subunit complex. NCBI's taxonomy places the organism in Eukaryota, Viridiplantae, Streptophyta, Magnoliopsida, Poales, Poaceae. Gene Ontology annotation, biological process: proteasome-mediated ubiquitin-dependent protein catabolic process.